Messenger RNA from Gossypium arboreum, 3948 nucleotides. Its product is annotated as putative disease resistance protein RGA1. The record is from RefSeq and is a predicted model, not a curated record. Gene Ontology annotation, biological process: defense response to other organism. Gene Ontology annotation, molecular function: ADP binding. The transcript has 3 exons. The coding region runs from base 319 to 3528 and encodes 1069 amino acids. Lineage: Eukaryota; Viridiplantae; Streptophyta; Magnoliopsida; Malvales; Malvaceae.
ACUCAUCCUUAACAAUCUAUUCCAAAGCUGCUAAUAAGAUGAAAUGCCACCUAUUGUUGACAACCAUUGCUUCUACAUUCGCUAUAGAUGCUUAUGCUCCCAUUACUACCAUGGAUAUAUUCGCUACAGAUUUUCAAUUUUCAACUUUAAAUUUAAUUCCUUUCUUUAAGGAUGGUGAAAGGUAUCUCCACUUACCAAUUAAUCCUUCAUUAAUUCCUUUAUGGAUCACAUCUGUGUUUCAUCUUGUUCCAAUCAUUUUCAUUGUCUUCUCUUGGAGCAAUCAAACGCUUUUUGCUUUGAUUUCAGUUUGAACCAACAAUGGCCGAAGCAAUUGCUUUCGACAUCGCCACAGAGCUCAUUACUAAGUUGAGCUCUCGUGCGCUCUCUCAACUUCGACUGUACUGGAAUCUCAAACAUGACAUCGACCACAUCACACGCACAGUCCGUACAAUCAAAGCUGUGCUUCUUGACGCAGAAGAGAAAUCGGUGACUGACAAUCUCGUCAAAGUUUGGCUUGAAGAGCUGAAAGAUGUACUUUAUGAUGCUGACGACUUGCUCGAUGAUUUCUCUACCGAAGCUUUGCGGAAAGAUCUAAUGGGUGGGAACAAGCUGACGAAAGAGGUAUGCCUUUUCUUCUCAAGCUCAAACCAAUUUGCUUAUGGUCUCAAAAUGGGUCGGAAAAUUAAGGCCAUUAAGGCGAGAUUAGCUUCAAUUCGAAGAGAGGCCAACACUUUCCGCUUCAUGCAGCGUGAUCGCCCCGCGGAAACCUCUUUCAUGACUAAAAAGACGCAGCAAACACACUCUUUUGAGCGUGAAGAUGACAUAAUAGGGAGGGAUGAUGAUAAAGCAGCUCUUCUAAAACUCGUGUUAGAGUUUCAAAGUGAAGAGAAUGUUUAUAUCAUUCCAAUUGUGGGGUUUGGAGGGUUAGGGAAGACUGCUUUGGCCCAACUUGUAUAUAACCAUGAAAUGGUCAAAAAUCAUUUUGACUUAACGAUGUUUGCAUGUGUUUCAAAUUAUUUUGAUAUGAAAGUUAUUGUAGCAAACAUUAUCAAAUCUGAUCAAAAUCUUGAAAUGGAUGAAUUACAAAAACAACUUCGAGAUAAAAUUGAUGGGAAAAAAUAUUUGCUUGUUUUGGAUGACAUUUGGAAUGAGAACCCAGAACAAUGGUCUAGGCUAAAGAAGUUAUUGAUGGGUGGGGCUAAAGGGAGUAGGAUAAUAGUAACCACUCGAUCUCUAAAGGUAGCGGAGAUUGCUAAUAAAUGUGAAUCCCAUGUUUUGAAACUAGAAGGCUUGUCUGAUGAUGAUGCUUGGUCUUUGUUCAAAAAGAUAGCAUUUGAGCAAAGAUAUGCAGACUCAACAAAUUCAGCCUUUGUGGAAGUAGGGAAACAGAUUUCAAAAAGGUGUGGUGGGGUUCCCUUAGCUAUAAGGACGGUAGCUGGUAUGUUAUCUUUGAAAAAAACUGCAAAGGAGUGGCAUUCUUUCAAAGAUAAUGAACUUGCUAAAAUAUCAGAAAUUGAAGGAGAUAUUCUACCUACACUUAAGUUGAGUUAUGAUCAUCUCCCUUCCCAUUUGAAGCAUUGCUUUGCUUAUUGCCGACUGUAUCCAAAAGAUCAUGAAAUUCAUGUACAAACUCUUGUUCAAUUUUGGAUUGCACAAGGUUUCGUAAAGCAAUUGAAUCGAAGCCAAUCUCUUGAGGAGAUCGGGUUUGGGUAUUUUAAAGAUUUAGUUGAUAGAAGCUUCUUUCAAGAGGUAGUAGAAUAUGGAAUUGGGGAUAUGAGAUGUAAAAUGCAUGAUUUAAUGCAUGAUCUAGCUGAAUCUAUAGCAGGGAUAGAGAGUAGUAUUGUAGAUUCAGAUAAAACUGCAAGUGAGGUUGAUGAAAAGUAUCGCCACAUAUCAAUUAAUCCUUCAUUAAUUCCUUUGUUUAAGGGAAAAAAGUUGCGAACCUUGUUACAGUCUCCAAACAUGGGAACUCAAAAAUUGAGCGAAGAAACUUGGGAUUUUGUAAUUGCAAAUUGUAGAUGCUUGCGUGUAUUAGAAUUGUAUAAUUUAAAUCUUAAGACGAUUUCACCUUCCAUUUACAAGUUGAAACAUUUGAGGUACCUUGAUCUUUCUUUCAAUUUCGGUCUUCAGAUUCUCCCAAAGAGUAUUUGCAAGAUUCAGAAUUUGCUAGUGCUGAAACUUGAUUAUUGUAGUGGGCUUCAAGAAUUGCCAAAGAAGAUUGAAAAAUUGGUGAAUCUUACUCAUCUUGGGUGUGAAGGUUGUAACGACUUAACUCAUAUGCCACGUGGAAUAGGGAAGCUGACUUCACUUGAGACGUUAAGCAUGUUUGUAGGAGAUAAAGAUGGGUCCCAUGGCGGUGCAGAUCUAAGUGAAUUGAGAGAGCUUAACAACUUAAGGGGAGAGCUGGAAAUAAGAAAUUUGGGAUGCGUAAAACAUGCAAAAGAGAAGUUUAAGGCUGCUAAUUUGAAAGAGAAGCAACAUUUGAGAUCGUUGGUUUUACAAUGGCGUCGUCCUUUUGUUGAUGGUGCUGGUCAUGAUGACAAUAAGUCGCUUGAAUACCUCCAGCCCCAUCCUAAUUUGAAGAAGCUCUGUAUUGGAGGAUGGAUGGGUGAUGCCAAGUUUCCAAGUUGGCUUUCUUUACUCACAAAUCUCGUCAAAAUUACCAUAAGUGAUGGUAAUUUCAAACAUCUCCCGUCCUUUGCUCAAUUUCCUUGUCUUCAAGAUUUGGUAAUUUGUGGUUUAACUGAGCUGGAGUACAUGGAUGAUAAUAGCCCAAAAGGAAGUCAAGGAGAAGCACAAUUAUUCUUCCCAUCGCUUAAGGUUCUCUGUCUCUUGGACUGCCCGAAUAUGAAGAGCUGGUGGAGGACGACAAAACCAAUCGAUGAUGAUUCCAACGAGGACAACACAACAGUUAUGGGAACAUCAACCAUGGCAUUUCCUUGUCUUUCCUCUUUAACAAUUUCAAAUUGCCCUUUCACUUCAAUGCCGUUGUAUCCUUCACUCGAUGAUGAUCUAAGGCUGGUGGGUACCAGUCCAAGGCCGUUAAAGCAGACCAUGAAGAUGAACAUAACUAGUUCGACCCCAUCAAGUUCAACCUCUUCUCUUCCUCUCUCCAAAUUGAAAUCUUUAACAUUAGACAACAUUGAGGGAUUGGACACUCACACGCUAGAGGAGUGCCUGCAACAUCUCACCAGCCUCAAAGAUUUAGAAAUAUGGAAUUGCAAGGAGGUUGAUUUAGAGGGCAUGCAAUGGGAAGCCCUUAAGAAUCUCUCUGGUUUGGAGAUUUUGAAUAUUCCAAAGCUGGUGUCUCUCCCCCGUGGGCUUCAACAUCUAACAAAUCUGCGACUGCUUCGUCUCACUGAUUUGCCCAAUUUAACAUCGCUUCCGGACGAGAUGCGUUGCCUAACCAGUUUGGAGUAUUUACAAAUAACAGAAGUUCCUCAGUUGGAGGAAAGAUGUCGGAAGGACAGUGGCGCUGAUUGGCAUAAGAUUGCUCACAUCCCCAAGAUUCGAUUGUAUAAUGAGUAGUAAGGCAUUGGAGAAAGGCAUUUGUGAACUUCAAUCAUUUUAUAUGCAUAAAAAGAGGGCACUCUUUUAGCUGUUUGGAAUUCCAGCCAAAUUUGUUAUUGAAGGUCAAAACAGGAAAAAAAGGAAGAUGCUUCAAAAUAUUUGGUGGUGAGGUUGAAGUUGAUAAAAUGUUUCAUUAUUUAUAUAUCAACAGCAUUAUACUAAACACACAUAUGCGCAAAUAUAAGGCUGAUAAUGGUGAGCACUUUAGUUUUGAGGUGUAAAUAAAUAAUGGGAUUUGUAACAUAUUCUAUGUUGGCAUUUAUAAUUUUCAGGUUCAUGUUCAUUGUUGCUUUUGGAUGAGUCGUUGUUCAAGCAUGACAAUUGCCAGACAUAUUGCAUUUGAAAAUUUAUUAUUCCACUUUACACAGAGCUUAUUAA